CCAAAGUUAUGCUUUACGAAACUGUCUGGUGAAUGCAAGAGAAGAGAAGCAAGAUCCAAUCUUCCAACAGUUCCUCGGAAGGACAAGAAAACCCAACAAACAAUAAAGAAAGAAGAAAGGCAGAGACUCAGAAAUUCAAUUUCUUUGCUAAUAAUAGCAACAAUCAAGUACGUGAUACAUUCAUUCUUUGAUUCCGGAUUGUUCAUUCACUUUGUUGCUUCCUGCUGCUGAGAUUGUUUUAGAUUGGCAAGUACAUCGUCAAGCUUGGCUGGAACAUUUUGAACCUUUUGUCGCAUCUUUGAGAAUGUACACUAAGACCUUCCUGCAUCGAUGCCAUUUUUCAUCGUAUUGAUGAAUCAUUGCGUAUCUUAUAAAAGAAGAUGAAUUAUAAGUUACAAGGGCUUGAAAUCCAGUCUCAACUUGAAAUGGAAUCACUGGACAACAGUUCAAUACAUGAAUUUGAGGAUGAGAGUCCUUUUACUCCGGGGGCUGAGGCUCAAAAGACACAUUCUAUGCAAGCAGUGGGGGAAUGUUCAUUUUCACGGGGUUCACAAGCUAGUGGUGAUAAAGUGUGGAGAAAUAUAUGCAGAAGCAUAAAGACUGUAGUUUUCUCAACUAAGCUCAACUUGCUUAUGCCCUUUGGACCUCUAGCGAUAUUUGUAUAUAAGUUAACUGGCCAUAAUGGCUGGGUCUUUUUCUUGAGCUUGUUGGGCAUAACACCUUUGGCUGAGCGUUUAGGUUAUGCUACAGAGCAGCUGGCGUUCUAUACUGGAGCUACUGUUGGGGGUCUUUUAAAUGCUACUUUUGGAAAUGCAACAGAACUGAUUAUAUCAAUUUAUGCACUGAAACGUGGAAUGUUACGCGUUGUUCAGCAGUCGUUGUUAGGUUCUAUUCUGUCAAACAUGCUGCUGGUGCUUGGUUGUGCAUUCUUCAGUGGUGGGCUUGUUUUUCAUGAGAAGGAACAGGUGUUUAACAAGGCAACUGCUGUUGUGAACUCAGGGUUGCUGUUAAUGGCAGUCAUGGGCCUACUUUUUCCAGCUGUUUUGCACUAUACUCACACUGAGGUGCAUUUUGGGAAGUCAGAGUUGGCACUUUCAAGAUUUAGCAGUUGCAUCAUGCUUGUGGCAUAUGCCACAUAUCUUUUCUUCCAGUUAAAGAGUCAAAAGAAUCUGUAUGUUCCUCUAAAUGAGGAAGUGAGUCAGAAUGAAGAGAACUCAGAUGAUGAUGAAGCUCCUGAGAUCUCUAAAUGGGAAUCAAUAAUUUGGCUUUCAAUAAUGACGGCUUGGAUCUCAAUCCUAUCGGAAUAUUUAGUUAAUGCCAUAGAGGGAGCAUCUGUAGCAUGGAACUUGCCGGUUGCAUUUAUCAGUGUUAUUUUGCUCCCAAUUGUGGGUAAUGCUGCAGAGCAUGCUAGUGCAAUUAUGUUUGCCAUGAAGGACAAGCUUGACAUUUCUUUGGGAGUGGCAAUAGGGUCAUCAACACAGAUAUCCAUGUUUGGGAUUCCUUUUUGUGUAGUUGUUGGGUGGAUUAUGGGGCGCCCUAUGGACUUGAACUUUCAGCUUUUUGAGACAGCAACACUUUUUAUAACUGUCUUAGUUGUAGCCUUUAUGCUGCAGGAUGGAACCUCUAAUUACUUCAAAGGGUUGAUGCUUAUUCUUUGUUAUCUGAUAGUCGCCGCAAGUUUCUUUGUUCAUGUAGAUCCUUCUCCAGCAGAUGAAACACAAUCGAAAACGUAGUUGUGGAAGAUGACUAUAAACAGACAAUCAAGUCUAUUCGAGGACUGACUACAUACAGAAUGAGAUGUGAUAUUGGAGAUGAUGCACAAUUAGAAACAUAGUCCACGAAGCUGUGGGUUGCUCUGCAAAUAAUUUGGAUCAUCAUCCUGUUUGUACAUAUAUACGAGUUUUCACCUGCUUUUUAGCUUUUGGCCAACUUCUGCUUGUUUUGUUCAAUGAAUAUUAUCAAGCAGGUAUCUUGCUGAGCUCUGGCUUGGAUGUAAACCUUGAAUAAGAUGAGGGGAGUGGUGAAUUUUACAUAGGAAAAACGUGUUCUUCUAUCUUUACAUUUGUGGUAAAAAACCUUUUUUUUAUUUUUUGAAAUUAUGUUACUUUGUAGUC
This is a messenger RNA of Prunus persica (peach), 2114 nucleotides long. RefSeq names its product vacuolar cation/proton exchanger 5. Gene Ontology annotation, cellular component: plant-type vacuole membrane. The record is from RefSeq and is a predicted model, not a curated record. Gene Ontology annotation, molecular function: calcium:proton antiporter activity. NCBI's taxonomy places the organism in Eukaryota, Viridiplantae, Streptophyta, Magnoliopsida, Rosales, Rosaceae. The coding region runs from base 381 to 1733 and encodes 450 amino acids. Gene Ontology annotation, biological process: calcium ion transmembrane transport; intracellular calcium ion homeostasis. The transcript is spliced from 13 exons.